AUGCGUACUCACUGGUCACGCUUGGCAUCGGCAGCAGGCCCCAACUGCUUGCAGCGCUCGGGUGGUCGGCAAGUGCGGCUGGCCUCGAGCUUACAGUCUACGUACAAGCUGUACCCGACCACCAAGGACGCCAACGGCACAUUGCUCUCACGCGUCUCCGGACCAGACGACAAGCCGCUUUGCGAACUCUCUCUCGGCCAGUUUUGGCAGCAGGCAGUAGCCAAGUAUGCAGACCGGCCCGCACUCAUUUCCAAACAUGAACCUGCCUCUCAGCACGGAACGGCAAGCUCUGGCUCGACCGACUGUAUUCGCUGGACUUACGGCUCAAUGGAUGAGCACGUACAAAGCCUCGUAGCUGGACUCCACCAGCUAGGUGUGCGUCAGGGAGACCGCGUCGCAGUUCUCAUGAUGAAUUGCUCCGCCUACGGAGCUCUGCAGUGGGCAUGUGCCAAGAUCGGAGCCGUCCUCGUCACCUUGAACCCUGCCUACAGUACCCCCGAGCUUCGUCGGGCCAUCGAUCUGGUCGAAGCAACCACCCUGUUCAUUGUACCGUCUCUGCGCGGAUCAAACUACCUCGACUCGCUCCUCGAGCUCCUCCCUUCGCUCUCGAGCACCGUCUCCACUUCCGGGGAUCCGAACAUUAUCCAAGACGAAUCUCUGCCCAGCCUGAAACGCAUCGUCAUGCUUGACAACCUCGACAACAGACCGAGACACUGGGAGAGCAAUAGCGUCCUAGCGCAGCAGGGCAAGACUUUCGCGGAUGCCAUGUCUGCACUUCACAAUCGAGCCACCGACUACCGCGACCUCCUCGUCACAUCCAAGUCCGCAGCACCCAAGAUUCAAGUUCUCAACACAGAUGUCAUCAAUCUCCAACUCACCUCAGGCACUACGGGAAAGCCAAAAGCUGUGGCCCUCACGUCGAGAAACCUCGUCAACAACGGCAUCGCCAUCGGUGACAAUCUCAGGUUCACAGAGGCAGACAAGCUAUGCAACGUUCCACCACUCUUUCACUGCUUCGGUCUUGUCCUCGGAAACCUGGCUGCAUGGACCCAUGGGGCCUCGGUCGUCUACGCUGCCGAGGGCUUUGAUCCUCUGAGGUCAUUGCGCGCCGUUUCGGAGGAGCGUUGCACAGCCAUGCACGGCGUGCCAACGCACUUUAUCGCCGAGCUCGAAUUGCUCGAGUCCAUUAGAGAGCAUGCCGAGGAUCCGGGCCGUCAUCCGUUGCCUAGCGGAGUGCACGAGGGUGAAGUGUUUGACUUUUCUUCGUUGCGAACGGGUCUCACCAGCGGCUCUACUGUUCCCAUUGCUCUAAUGCAAGCUCUUGUCAGCCCAGACAAGCUGGGUCUCCGCGAGCAAACGGUCGUCUAUGGCAUGACCGAGACUUCGCCGGUGACUUUUGGAUGCGACGUCGAUGCUCCCAUCGAGAGGCGGUGCGAGACCGUAGGUCGAGUCUAUCCUCAUGUGCAUGCCAAGAUUGUCUCUCCCGAUGACCCAUUGGGCCAAUCUUUACCCGUGGGCCAGCCUGGAGAGCUCUGCACCGCCGGAUAUGUCGUCAUGGAAGGCUAUUGGAAGGACCCGCAGAGGACAGAUGAGGCCAUGGAGCGGCACCAAGACGAGCCUGACAUUGUAUGGAUGCGGACAGGCGACAUUGGUAUCAUGGAUGAAGAGGGCUAUGUGCGCAUCGUCGGACGUUCCAAGGACGUGAUCAUUCGCGGAGGUGAAAACCUCUUCCCGCCCAACAUCGAAAACUGCAUUGAUCGAAUGGACGGCAUUGCCACAAACGCUAUCGUCGCCGUGCCCGAUGCCAAGUAUGGAGAGGCCGUGGGUGUGUUUGUGGCAAGAUCGCACGCAGAUGCGCUCGUUACACCGGCCGAAAUCCGUGCCUACGUCAAGAAACACGUUGGCGGACAGAGUGCUCCUGCUUGGGUUUGGUUCCUCGGCGAAGAGGGCGUUCCUGCCGAGUUUCCAAAGACAGCGUCAGGCAAGAUCCAAAAGGUUGUGCUCCGAGACUGGGCCAAAGAGCUGGCCGCAAAGAAUCAGGGCAAGGUCGACAAGGUUUAG
This is a messenger RNA of Sporisorium graminicola, 2061 nucleotides long. RefSeq lists its product as uncharacterized. Gene Ontology annotation, biological process: fatty acid metabolic process. The coding region runs from base 1 to 2061 and encodes 686 amino acids. Gene Ontology annotation, molecular function: medium-chain fatty acid-CoA ligase activity. The transcript is spliced from 10 exons. NCBI's taxonomy places the organism in Eukaryota, Fungi, Basidiomycota, Ustilaginomycetes, Ustilaginales, Ustilaginaceae. The record is from RefSeq and is a predicted model, not a curated record.